UUAAUUUUGUAUUAUUUAUUUUAUUAAAAUACAAAAUAUAAUGUAUGUUGAACUGAUGACACCUGUCUCUCUCAAAAACCCCAUUAGCUUAUUGGCAUGGCGCUUCAAGCCAGGUGGCGGACAAACAGGGGGAGAGACGUAAGGGCCGCCACCUGUAACACUGCCGCCACAACCUCAUCUUCUACACCCAACGCGUGUUACUAUAAACCCUCCCCGCUGUUAAACCCUCGUUCGCUCCAAACCUCCAUUUAAAUGAACCCCAUGAGGUGGUGAUCACUCUGCGGUAAGUUUGUUCUUGUUCUAAUUCUAUCGGUCGUCCAAAAUGAGCCAGCAACAACGCCCACGGCCAACCCAACCUACAACAGAACCCAUCAAAUACAGCGAUGUUUUUCCUGUUUCCGGUAGCCUUGCGUCCAAACCCAUUGCGCCCCAGGAUGCAGCCACCAUGCAGUCUGCUGAAAAUACUGUUCUGGGAAACACCCAAAAGGGCGGCCCGGCCGCCGUCAUGAAUUCGGCGGCCACCAAGAACGAGAGGGCCGGACUUGUCAGUCACGAGCAGGUUACUGAUGUUGUCGCCACUGACGGUGUGACUAUAUCGCAGGCUAACGUGGCAGGCAGCCGUAUCAUCACCGAGGCGGUCGGUGAUCAGGUUGUUGGCGAAUAUGCUAGGCCACCACCGGUGGCAAUGACUUCCCCAGCUUCCGCUCUCGACCGCGACGCCAUCACAAUCGGCGAAGCACUGCAGGCCACGGCUCUCUCUGCCGGCAACAAGCCCGUCGAUCAGAGCGACGCGGCGGCGAUACAAGUAGCCGAGAUGAGAGCCACCGGAAGCAGCGAAGUAGUUCCGGGUGGCAUAGCCGCCCAGGCACAAUCUGCAGCAACAACCAAUGCCCGUCUGAUCCUAGAUGAAAACAAGACUAAGCUCUCCGACAUUCUCACGGAUGCGACGGCUAAGCUGCCGGAUGACAAACCGGCGACGCGUGAAGAUGCAGAAAGGGUGAUAGGUGCGGAGCUAAGGAACGAUCCUAACAUGGUUACGUACCCUGGUGGAGUGGCGGAGUCGGUGGCAGCAGCUGCCAGGCUCAACCAAAGUACAAAGUAAAAGUAGCGUUUUUUUUUUCCUUCGUUUUUUUUCGCUGUGGCAUAACAUCGAAUAGGUGGUGUGGGUUUAGAGUUUCAUAAAAGACACUGAACUUUUCAUUAAGAGUUGAAAUGUGUGUCAUAAAAAUAGAUCGUUUGUGGGA
Messenger RNA from Vitis vinifera (wine grape), 1244 nucleotides. Its product is annotated as late embryogenesis abundant protein D-34. The transcript is spliced from 3 exons. The record is from RefSeq and is a predicted model, not a curated record. The coding region runs from base 323 to 1102 and encodes 259 amino acids. Lineage: Eukaryota; Viridiplantae; Streptophyta; Magnoliopsida; Vitales; Vitaceae.